AUGGUCAGUGAUAAAUAGUGAAAGUUAAAGAGUAGUAAAUUCAAAUACAGAACUUACAGUGUAGGAAUUGGGUACCAUUCUAAUAGAACUACAUUUUGAAAUACGUAUAUGUGUGAAAGUAACUUGAUAUUGGCAUUUUGUGACAAUACUAAUUGAGAGAAGGAAUUAAUGCAAACAAAAAAUUGAGUUUGUUUAAAUUUUGUAAUAAUUCUUCUUGUAUCUUUUGCAUUGUAUUCUCUACAAUGGAUAAUAUUGGAGUACAAAGUGGCAAACCUACGUUUAUAGAGGAAAUAAGUCAAUGUCAGGAUAAAACAACACUGUUUGGACAUUCAGUAAACGUUGUAGGUAGACUGACGGUGCAUGACGUCGGCACUUGCUUGGCAAAACUCUCAGAUUCGCAGAGUAAAUCUGAAAUAUGUAUAGACACGUCACUGAUAGAGCCUUUCGAGGCAAGGUUUGGUUCCCUGUUUAAUAUGAUAGGGGAGCUGGAAGUUGGGAACCAGAAUGAUAUCGUGUUGAAGGCACGUGUAGUUAGGUGUGUAGAUGGACUGGAUCUGUCUCUGUACAGAAAGGCAAUAGAAAGCCAGAGAAAAUAUUUAGAGCUAAGAAAUGCAGUUUGACCAAAAUCAUGCUCUUUUAAAGACAUUCAAUGAACAUUUGAUUUUCGUAACUGAUAUUUUUAAUGUUCCAUUACACAAUCAUCUUUUUAUCAAAACUUGACUGCUUAGGCAGGCAAAACUUUAUUUCAAGUUGUUUUAGUUACUUGUUUUGGCCAGCCUGAAAUAUAGAGCAUAUAUCAUGGUCAUAUCCAUUUUUAUACAUUGAACAUUCCUCAUGAAAUAAAUAUGCAUGUAUAAAAAUUAAUAAA
Ruditapes philippinarum (Manila clam) is the source of this 868-nucleotide messenger RNA. RefSeq names its product CST complex subunit TEN1-like. Gene Ontology annotation, biological process: negative regulation of telomere maintenance via telomerase. Gene Ontology annotation, cellular component: CST complex. The record is from RefSeq and is a predicted model, not a curated record. The transcript has a single exon. The coding region runs from base 243 to 620 and encodes 125 amino acids. NCBI's taxonomy places the organism in Eukaryota, Metazoa, Mollusca, Bivalvia, Venerida, Veneridae. Gene Ontology annotation, molecular function: telomeric repeat DNA binding; single-stranded DNA binding; telomerase inhibitor activity.